Messenger RNA from Agrilus planipennis (emerald ash borer), 1356 nucleotides. Its product is annotated as D-2-hydroxyglutarate dehydrogenase, mitochondrial-like. Gene Ontology annotation, molecular function: FAD binding; catalytic activity. The transcript has 6 exons. Bases 95 to 1195 code for a protein of 366 amino acids. The record is from RefSeq and is a predicted model, not a curated record. Gene Ontology annotation, cellular component: mitochondrion. NCBI's taxonomy places the organism in Eukaryota, Metazoa, Arthropoda, Insecta, Coleoptera, Buprestidae.
CAACCACCUAGCCGUGUGUCCGCAGGGUGGAAAUACGGGUCUUGUUGGGGGAUCAGUACCAGUAUUUGAUGAAGUGGUCUUAUCCACAGCCUUAAUGAACAAUAUUAUUGAUAUCGAUGAUGCAUCAGGUGUGCUAGUUUGUCAAGCAGGAUGCGUGCUGGAAGUUUUAGAUCAGGAAGUAGGGAAGCAAGGACUAAUGAUGCCCUUAGACUUGGGAGCGAAGGGUUCCUGUCACAUCGGCGGAAAUGUAUCCACAAAUGCUGGAGGACUUCGAUUAGUGCGCUACGGUAAUCUGCAGGGAAGCGUGCUUGGCCUUGAAGUGGUCAAAGCAAAUGGAGAGGUUUUAGAUUUAUUGAGCACCCUUAGAAAGGACAAUACUGGAUAUCAUUUAAAACACUUGUUCAUUGGCUCGGAAGGCACAUUAGGAAUUAUUACGAAGGUUGCAAUUCAAUGUCCCACUAGACCAAAAGCAUAUAACGUUGCAUUCUUAGGUCUCGAGUCUUUUGAUAAACUGCUUGCUACCAUGAAAAAAUGUAAACAUCAAUUGGGAGAAAUUUUGUCAUCGUGCGAAAUGAUUGACGCCAAAUCAUUGGAUGUUGUAACGAGUAAUACCAAACUAAAAAACCCAAUUGGAGAUCAUCCCUUUUACAUGUUGAUAGAGACCUCUGGAAGCAAUAGUACACAUGACGAGGAAAAACUCAAUAGUUUUUUGGACAACGUGAUGUCAGAUGGAACUGUGUUAGAUGGCACAGUUACUAGUGAUCCCAGUAAAAUAAAGGCCAUAUGGGAUAUCAGAGAAAGCAUCACUGGGGCUUUACUGUACGACGGAUAUGUCUUCAAAUAUGAUAUUUCAUUACCCACUCAAUACUUUUACUCGUUAGUUCCUGCGAUGAUAGAAAGGGUAGGAAAAGACGCUGUCAGAGUAUGCGGUUAUGGACAUUUAGGUGACGGAAAUAUUCAUCUGAAUAUUACAGUUAAAAAUUACAGCAAGGAAAUCAUGAACAAAAUAGAACCAUUUAUUUACGAAUAUACAUCGAAACUAAGAGGAAGUGUUAGCGCUGAACACGGAAUUGGUUUCAAGAAACCGAAGUACGUCAAAUAUUCAAAAAGUCCACCUGCAAUUGCCUUAAUGAAAGAUAUAAAAAAGUUAAUGGAUGCCAAUGGAAUUCUCAACCCGUAUAAAGUUCUUCCCUGAUAGGUUUAAGUUUAUUUAUUUUUAUAUAACGUUACGUAUAUACAUAUAUCGAAUUAUACAGGUAAUUUUAAUGCGAGUAAAGAAAUAUUUUUGUUAUACUUGUCGAAGAAAAUGUACUGAAAAAUCUCGGCAGAUUGCAGAUGUUAUAUUUGUUAUCUCUU